AUGGCCACACUGCUGCUUGCAGCAGGCGAGGCGGGGCAGAGGCGCUCGCUACCCAACGCACGGCUCAUGGUGCACCAGCCAUCAGGGGGCGCGCAGGGGCAGGCCACUGAUAUCGCCAUUCACGCGGAAGAGAUUAUCAAGACUAAGGCCCGGCUGAACGGGCUGUAUGCCAAGCACACGGGGAAGGAGGUUGAUGUGAUUGCUGAGAGUAUGGAGAGGGACCGCUUCAUGAGCCCGACAGAAGCACUCUCGUUUGGGCUUAUAGACGAGGUGAUAGACAAAAGACCUGCAGCAUUGGUCACAGAUGGUGUCAAGUGA
This is a messenger RNA of Closterium sp. NIES-65, 318 nucleotides long. The record is from the annotation of a GenBank genome assembly. Lineage: Eukaryota; Viridiplantae; Streptophyta; Zygnematophyceae; Desmidiales; Closteriaceae.